AAUCUCAUGUCUACAAUAGCACUAAAUAAUCUCCUCAUCUGAGCUAAAGAACGUUACGCUCAACAAAGAGGAGAAAGAGUAAAUUCGAAGUCUAAACUUACUAAUCGGUUUGGUAUAUUGUACAGUUUAGGAAGUUAUUACUGAAUUCUGAUGGAAUAAGUUCAGUGCUUCAAACCAAAGAAACUUCAAUUUUCAACAAUUCUUACAACAACAAGGCAACAGUUUCAAAGUGGAAUUGUCCUUAGUUCUCUAUUUGCUGGACUUUUCGCCAAUUGUGUGGUUGUCGUUGCUGAAGUAAGUAAAGCUAGAAAGGGGUUUGCGUUAGAUUGGGAGCGAGGAUGUCCUCUGAGUUCUCGUUGCGUGAUCUGUGCUGCCUAUUCUGCUGUCCCCCUUUCCCCUCAACGAUUGCAGCCAAGCUGGCCUUCCUGCCCCCUGCAAAGACGUACAGUGUAGUGCAGGAUCCAGUGUCUCAGCACUGUGUGCUGCAGCUGUCAGAGAGGGCAGAGUGGCAGUACGAGGAGCGGGAGAAGGACCUCAUAGACGUCUUCUUCACUCGUACCUCAAGAGGCAACCAGAUCGCAUGUUUCUACGUCAAGGCCUCCCUCAACCCCAAGUACACCAUUCUCUACUCCCAUGGCAAUGCUGUGGACAUAGGCCAGAUGAGCAGUUUCUUCCUGGGUCUAGGAUCCCGUCUGGACUGCAAUAUCUUCGGCUAUGACUACUCCGGCUACGGCUGCAGCACUGGUGCUCCCUCAGAGAAGAACCUGUACGCCGACAUCAAUGCUGCCUGGCACACGAUGCGCUCCAAGUUCUCUCUGCUGCCAGACAAGAUCAUUCUCUACGGACAGAGCAUUGGCACAGUGCCCACAGUCGAUCUGGCCUCCCGACUGGAGUGUGCCGGAGUCAUUCUACACUCGCCACUCAUGAGUGGCAUGCGAGUGGCUUUCCCAAACACCAGUAGAACAUGGUGCUUCGACGCUUUUCCCAGGUAUAAUACAUUUCUUUAUUGA
Messenger RNA from Symsagittifera roscoffensis, 1010 nucleotides. Its product is annotated as alpha/beta hydrolase domain-containing protein 17C-like. The record is from RefSeq and is a predicted model, not a curated record. Gene Ontology annotation, biological process: protein depalmitoylation. Gene Ontology annotation, molecular function: palmitoyl-(protein) hydrolase activity. Lineage: Eukaryota; Metazoa; Xenacoelomorpha; Acoela; Convolutidae. The transcript has a single exon. Gene Ontology annotation, cellular component: endosome membrane; plasma membrane. Bases 339 to 1010 code for a protein of 223 amino acids.